This is a messenger RNA of Coregonus sp. 'balchen', 1905 nucleotides long. The record is from the annotation of a GenBank genome assembly. NCBI's taxonomy places the organism in Eukaryota, Metazoa, Chordata, Actinopteri, Salmoniformes, Salmonidae.
GCCCGUUUCAUUCUAUACACGUGCAUUUGUAGCUAGCUAGCUUCUAUUUAUGCUGUCUGUCUUUGGUUGUCAUUUUAACAGCAAAUGCUGCAAUUUUAUUUUGAUCAUCAUAAGUUUAAUUUAAUCAAUAAUUUAUUCACCAUUGGUUAAAGUAUCAGAAAGAUGACCUGCAACAUCUUGCUCGCACUUUCUGUUUGAAGAGGGAUUUUACGUUAGCUAGCAAGUGGCUAUUUCUUGUUAGCAGAUUCGUGGUUGUCCAUUUUUUGUUGUAGAAAUGGCAAGUCUUGCUUCAAAGGACUCCUACCUUCAGAAAUUAGCAAGUAAAGUAUGUGCUCGACAGCAAGAACCAAGAAAUAGGCCAUUUGGUAAAUGUUUUCAGGUUCUAUCUAUUAGCUAGCUGCACGUUUUAAUUUGUAUGGUAAUGGUUUUCAAUACAUUUUAGAUGGGUGCUGAUGUUAAUCAUGACACCUCUAGCAUCACUGACUUAGCAAUAAACACCCCUCCAAUGUAAAGGCAUUUUCAUCUGUACUUGUACAACCUAACAUGUUGUCUCUCUUCAUGAAUUAAGUCCCUUUUCAAGGUGGUCGUGUGGCUGGCCCUCCAAAGAAGAGGAAUAAAACCAAUCACAAACAGAUACGUGGGAACAGCAACCUAGCGAAACACCAGAAGCCACCUUUGAAGCCUAACCAGAAGGCUGUCAUCACCCCAGCACAGAAAGCACCUGGUGCAGCAGAACAGAAUGCCUCAAAAGCUACAGUUCCAAAUGGGACAUUGGUUAAGACUAAACAGAAGCCCAAAGGUAAAGUUAUAUGUUGAUGUCCAGUCCUCGAAUUAUGCUCAACUUCCUAACAUCUUUUGGUGAUACUUGCUUUUCCUCUUUCUGUUUUUUGACUAGGUAUAAUAUAAAUGGUGUAAUAGCCAUGUCAUAGACAUUUUUGUACUCUUCACUGACUUUUGUUCUCACCCUGAAGGUGGAAAGCCGGGCACUAAAUUCUCCACGGUAGAUAUUCUACGGCAGAGACUUCAUGAGAAGAUUGAGGAGUCUCGUGGGCAGGUAUGUAUUAGGUUAUCUAAGGAGUUGUUCAGUGGCUACAUACGGCAAAAUGUCCCUUUACCAAUCCACAGUUGACUGUCAUAACUUGGCAAUGCACAUAAGUGUUUUGAUAUAGCCUACAACUAACCUUACAUCCCCCUUUCUUCCUGUAGGGAACCCCUAAGGACCCAUCCUCUGAGGAGGUGCAGAAGAAGCGAGAGAAGCGGAAGCAGGAGAGGGAGCGCAAGAAGAGGAAGCGUAAAGAGUUCCUCAUUAAGAAGCUUGCUGAAAAAGCCGGCCUAGAGUAUGAGCCUGAGAUCAAAAGGGAAGAGGCCCCUCCUCCUCCCACCGCACCAGCUGCAGGCAAGCGGGACGAGACGGCCAUCGUCUUCAACAAGGUGGAGCUGGGCGAUGGUGGCUUCUUGGACAAAGAGCAGAAGAAGAAGGAGAAGAACAGGAUAAAAGGCGGCCUGACACCACUGGUGGGCAAGAACUACAAGCAGCUGCUGGGGCGCGUGGAGGCUCGCAAGGCUAAGCUGGAGGAGCUGCGGGAGAAGGACGAGGACAAGGCCAAGGUGCAGGAGGAGAAGAUGAAGUGGACCAACGUGCUGUACAAGGCAGAGGGCCUGAAGAUCAAGGACGACGAGGACCUGCUGAGGGCCUCCCUCAAGAGGAAAGAGAAGAUGCGCUCGCAGCGGAAGAAGAAGUGGACGGAGCGCAGCGAGACAGUGGUGGAGAAGAUGCAGAGGCGACAGGACAAGAGGCGCAGGAACAUCCAGAAGAACAACAAGGGCAAAGUGGAGAAGAAGAAGGACCGGGCCAGGAAGAGGGGCCGCGUGCUGCCUGAAGACCUGAAGAAGGCUCAGGUGUAG